Messenger RNA from Cephus cinctus (wheat stem sawfly), 1430 nucleotides. Its product is annotated as putative serine protease K12H4.7. Gene Ontology annotation, biological process: proteolysis. Gene Ontology annotation, molecular function: dipeptidyl-peptidase activity; serine-type exopeptidase activity. The transcript is spliced from 10 exons. NCBI's taxonomy places the organism in Eukaryota, Metazoa, Arthropoda, Insecta, Hymenoptera, Cephidae. Bases 16 to 1290 code for a protein of 424 amino acids. The record is from RefSeq and is a predicted model, not a curated record.
AACGAUAUACGUAGGAUGGAUAACCCAACCAUUGGAUCACUUCAAUCACCGAGACAAUCGGACCUGGUCCAUGGAAUCGGUCCAAUUUUAAUAAUGGUGGGUGGCGAAUGGGAAAUUUCUACUAGUUUCCUUGAGACCGGCCUCAUGUUUGAUUUGGGUGUAGCACAUGGCGCCCUUAUGUUUUAUACUGAACAUCGUUAUUACGGAGCGAGUAGACCCACAAAGGAUACUAGUCCCGAAAAUAUGCAAUAUCUGAAUUUGGAACAAGCGAUGGCUGACCUAGCUUAUUUUAUUGAGACAAAAAAACGAGAAUUCGGAAUAGAAAAAUGUUCAGUAGUCGUUUUCGGUGGUUCCUAUGCAGGAAGUAUGGCGGCCUGGGCGAGAUUAAAAUAUCCUCACCUUAUACAGGGGGCGGUAGCUAGCAGUGCUCCAGUUUACGCAAAAGCAGAUUUUUAUGAAUAUUACGAGGUCGUUACUCAGUCACUCUACGCAUACAAUCCGCAAUGUGUCGUCGACAUUCAAGAAGCCUUCAGAUCCGUUGAAGAGUUACUCGCAGUUGAAGAUGGUCAUGGGAAAUUAAAAGAAUAUUUCAAUCUUUGCGCUGCACCCGAUGUCACUGACCCCGAUGACCUAGCCUAUUUUAUGAAUCUUCUCGCUGAAAAAUUUGCUGGUGUUGUCCAAUCCGACAGAAUCUACCAAGGCAAAACCUCUAUCAGCAGAUACUGUGACAUAAUGACGGCCACUUAUCUUGGAUCUCCACUUCAGAGACUGGCGCUUUUAAUAUACGACGAAAAUGUUUGUCUCGAUGCGAAUUACAAUAAUAUGAUUACAGCAUAUAGAAAUAAAUCAUGGGAAUCGGCAGCAGCAACGAGUAUGAUGAGACAGUGGUUAUUUCAGGCCUGCACCGAGUAUGGAUAUUGUCAGACUUCAAAUUCCGAUAAAUCUGUUUUUGGAACCUUAUUUCCAUUAGAAUUCUUUGUGAAUCUUUGCAAAAAUCUCUAUGGCGAUUACUACAACGAAGAUCUUAUGAACGCUGGAAUUAAAAGGACAAAUAUUAUGUACGGUGGAUUUAAACCGGACGUGACGAAUGUCGUCUUUACUAAUGGAGAUGUAGAUCCUUGGUACGCGCUUUCUGUUAUCGAGGAUCUGAAUGAUUUGUCACCCGCUAUACUCAUCAAAGGAUCGUCACACUGUCGUGACCUCUUCAGUGACGAUUCGACAGAUUCUAAAGACUUACUCAAUGCACGUGCAAAAGUCAAACAGUUGGUUGGCAAUUGGCUUAAUUCGUGAAAAGAUUACAUCACUUUAAUCUAUAUAUUUCAUAAAAAUCUCUUCUAUUAUCUACUGUCAUUAUACUAUUUAUAAAAUGCCAAUGUUUAACAAAUUUAUACUAAAAUUCCUCUCCGAUAAAAAAUGUCAGUGCUUAUCAA